This is a messenger RNA of Lithohypha guttulata, 1326 nucleotides long. RefSeq lists its product as uncharacterized. Lineage: Eukaryota; Fungi; Ascomycota; Eurotiomycetes; Chaetothyriales; Trichomeriaceae. The transcript has a single exon. The record is from RefSeq and is a predicted model, not a curated record. Bases 1 to 1326 code for a protein of 441 amino acids.
AUGAACUCGCCCGCACGACGCGUCCUCGGAGAUAAAGACAAGAACGCGCAUCUCAAUAUCCGCUCUCCCAAGCGAGAUCCUACUUCUAAGUCUGAUAUGGCCACAAUAGCUACUUCUCGAAGAAUUAUUGAAUUCACACAGCCGUCAUCGAGCCCUCGAACAGGCAACAAGAGGAAGAUCGAGGAAGUUGAGGAUGCGGAACGCGUUCACGAGGACAACACUUCUGACUCACAGCGUACUCAACUCUUGAGCGAUAGUGAGUUAGACGAUGAUAGACACCAGAACAACACGUCGGUGUCUGUUGCGCGAACCUCGUAUGUGACUGCCGAAACCUCGUUUUCCGCAAGUCAAAUGCCCCUCGAGCCGCAUUUCGAACUACCUCAAGAGGAAAUGAGCCAGAGGACGUUGGAAAAGCUGAAUGAAGUGCCAAUGCCGCAAAACAAUUCACAAGCACCCUUCCUGAAACCUGCCCUUCUGAAAGAGAUAUCAGCAGGAAGUGUAGGGUUGGCCAAUUUCAUUAACUUCGAUGGCCUGCCGUCUAGCCAAGGAAGCGAACCACUACAGCUAGCUGAAAUUGAGGAGAAACAACAGAACAAGGUGAUAGAGGAGACGAAGCAGAAGGGCAAUGAUGUAGAACAACCGUCUGACGCUGCGGCUCGGAAGAGGAUGCUCAUCCAAAAGGCGGCCGAAUUGCAGACGCGCCUCCAGCUUGCGCUGUACAAGGUUCAGACAAAGCAAACAGGCCAGCCAUUCUCCCGUCUCAAGGCACCGCAACCUCUACGUCAAAGGUCUGCAUCCCCACCAACCAACUGGAGACCGAUGCUAGCCACCCCUCAAUUAUCGUCCUCGACCGCCAAGGAGCCAUCUUCAGGCCGAACAAUCACUUCCAUCAACCACACGCAAGACUCCCGUGCUGUGCACUCUGCAGAAGCAACCAUAGCAGCUAUGCGCGCACAAGCUACAGCUCAAACAAAGCCACCAGUGAGGGAUCUCAAUUCCUUGCCUAUGCCUCAGCUGGACCCAGCUUUGCUAGAAAGUUUCGACUCCCAACAAACUGAGCUUGUGACCGAGCCUGAUAGCCAUGGGAGCGCACCACAAAGUCAGCAUUUCCCAUCGUCUCCACCACUUUCACGACAUCCAUCGGGAUCUAAUCAGGUAGAAUUAUUGAGCGGACUCAAAGCAGCAGCGUCGAACCAAGCCGAUGUGCGGCAGCAGCUAAGCAGUCCACCAGUAAGUGAUGCUGGUAUGGAGGAAGGUAAUGUACAACGGACCGUCAGCCAGGGCGAAGCUGCAUCUGGGUUGGUUCAACUCAUGAGUGGGAGAUAG